AUCAUUACUAUUAUUUUUAUUUUCCUUUUUUUUUUUUUUUUUUUUUGUAACAGUACUUUCUAGUUUGAACUUUUCACUUCUCUAUCUUCCUAUAAUGAACUAAUAUUGUUUAAUUAAACUUAUAAUUACUUUUCAUCUUUAUUAAACUUUUUUAUUUCUGAUAGUUUUGACUUUUGCAUAAUUGCCAAGUUUCUGAAAUUUCUAACAAUAAAUUUCAUUAAACUAUUUCUGUCACUGUACUGACUUUUUUGAAUAUGGCUUCUUUGCAUGAAAAACUGAAAUAUUUCUGUUUAAUUACUGACAUGCAUUUAAUUAAUACAGAGGCAGCUGCACUCGAGUUUGCCACCGAUGCUGGACUUCUUCCCAGAGAGGAUGAGGCACCACCUUGCCCCAAGUGCCAGGCACCGAUGAGAAGCAACAAGAGAAAGGAAUCAAAGCUGGGAUGGCGUUGGGUCUGCAGCCUGAGAAAUCGCAACAACUGCUCUGGCAUGAUUAACCCCAUUGAAAACACAUUUUUCGAAGGUACAAAAAUCCCAAUAAGGGAAGCUUUAGUCAUAACUGUGUACUUUGUUCUAGAUCACAGUUUCAGCUACAUAAAUCAGCAGCUAAAGCUAUGGAGGGAAAAGCAAAAAUUACCAGUAAUUGCAAAUGAGACUAUUGUUGACUUUUUAUCAUAUUGUCGUGAGGUAUGCGAAAUUUUUGCCUCUCAUCAUAGCAGAAUGUUAGGUGGUAAAGGAAAAUCUAUAUUAAUUGAUGAAACAUUUUUGACCCGCCGCAAGUACAACCGCGGCAGGGUAACCAAAAAUAUGACCAUCGUAGUUUUAGGCAUCUACUGUCGAGAAGACAAAGAAGGAUUAUUUUUCAAGGUUAAAGGAAAAAGCAAAAGGCAUUUGUGGCCUUACAUUAAACGUCAUGUUCACCCAGAAACCACCUUCAUAUACACUGACUCUGCUCCACAAUAUAAAAGGAUAGAAAAUUUAUUUCCGGCAGCAACACAUAAAACUACCAAUCACAAGAAAGGCGUAUUCGUAGAUCCCGAUGAUAAACAGAACACUAUAAAUGAUCUUGAGGGUGAAAACAAACUUUUUAAGAGGUCUAUAAAGAGCAAGAGAACAGAUGAUAUUUGCACGCAGUACAUGGCUGUACAUUAUUACAGGCGGUUCCGCUUGAAGCCCUUUACUUAUGAUGGAGAAAGACUUGCUCAGUUUCUACAGGACAUUAAAGCUGUGUAUCCAGGCCAUGGAAAAGUCGGCCUUGAACUUAAAAUGUUGGACGAACCAACAUCAGAAAGCGAAGGAAUUGAGGACCUGAUGCCUCCAAAGAAAUCAGCCCGACAAGAUGAUGAUAUACCAUUCAUUCAGGAAGAUGAUGAUAAAUGGGAGUAAGGGAACACAGACCAAGUUUUAAAACUGGAAUAAAUGAUAAGAAAAGCAUACAAGUAAAUUGUUUACUAUAAUUUGUGUAAAUGUUCAGAUGGUCCACAAAUUUUGAUUUAAUACCUUUUUGUUUUUCACUACAUGAAAUUGUUAUUUUUUAUUUCCUUUUAGAAUUCAACCAAAAAACAGAGCCCAGAAAACAAAAGGAUGGAAAUGUUGCGAAAAUGUUGCAUAUCUUUUACAGAAAGAGGUAAAUGUGUAUUUCAGUUAUUCUCAACUUUUAUUUUGACGUGAGAGCUAUUCUUUAUAUAUUUUGUUAUUCCUUCAUUAAAAUAAACUUUCUUUCACAGCUGCAGAUCCAAAAUGUCAUGAAAUACUAUGACAGAGGUAAGACAAAAUUUUAACCAUUCACAGCUUAUGUUUCAAAUUAGUGCUUCACUUUAUUUUAAUACUACUCCUUCAGUAAAAGCAACUGUAAAAUUUAUUUAGUUAUUAUUAGUAUAAGUUUACCUACUUAUUUUUCAGUAAAAAAAACUUUAUUGCAAAUUAGGUAAUCCAAAAAAAUAAAUAAAAGAAAGAAGAAAACUAAUUUUGACAGAUAAAUUGACAAACAUAGAGGUGAGUUGAUUAAUUUAAAGGUUUCCAGCCUACUUCUUACCAGAAAACAUUUUAUUGUUAAGGAUAAUUUAUCACCCCUUUCAGGUAAAGAAUAUUGCAGAAAUGAGAAAUGAAUCAUGGAAAGAAAUGAAUCUUCAGUCAGAAAAUAUACAGGUGAAUUCAUUACUUUUAAUGUUUCCAGCCUGUUUAUUUUAAUUAUGUAUUUUCAUACUACGUUUAUUAUUUUAAUUUUACCGUUUAUUUAUUAUUUUAAAUAUAAGGAUUCAAUCUUACAUUAUUAACUUCUUAAACUUGCCACCCUUUUGUGGUAAUUGUGUAUUUUUGUACUAUGUUCAAUUAUUAUUUUCUAGUUAAAAAGAGUAUGUAGUUAACAAAAGAUUAAAACUAAACAACAGAAAGAACACUUUUAGAAAAAAUAUUAAAACAUUUAAUAAAAGUGUUUAUAUAUACGCUAACUUAUGUUUUCAUUAUCGUAACCUUGUUUAGUUAUCUUGUAUUAUGAAUAUGCAUAAUAUGGAUAUUUUGUUUAGGGACUUCAAAAAUAACAUUUUGCUGCCACUUAGACGAGGGAAGAAGCAGAUGGAGAAAUCAACUCGGAUGACAAACCCAGUGCCUGGGGGUAUAGCCAGGUUUUUCUUUCAAGAAACACAUCCGAGUUGAAACGACUGAUGCGGGCCACACCUGAAAGCGAAGGAACUGAGCAACUGCUGCCACCACAGGAAAUCUCGACGAUCAUGAAAUUUAAAAUCUUGUUUAUUUAUCUUGUAUUCUGAACAUAUAUAACAUGGAUAUUUUCUCUACAAAAAACUCCAAAUAGUGAACUGCCAAGUAAUACUGCUG
This is a messenger RNA of Stegodyphus dumicola, 2834 nucleotides long. RefSeq lists its product as uncharacterized. Lineage: Eukaryota; Metazoa; Arthropoda; Arachnida; Araneae; Eresidae. The record is from RefSeq and is a predicted model, not a curated record.